UGAGUUGGUAUUGCAAUUACUUCCACGCUGCAUUUAGAAGCAAUAGAUAGUCAAACCUAAACCAACAAACAAUCUAAAACAAACGUGCUAAUCUUGGCUUUCUUUUUCUUCUUCCGAACCCUGUAAUUUUCUUGACACCAUUUUCAUUUCUCUACACAAUCAUCUCUUCUCUGCAACCCUGUGCUUUCGAUUUCUCUCAUCGUUAUCAUCUCAUAUCUUUUGGAUCAAACUCAGAAUGUCUUUCAGAACAAGAACCAAGUCUGGCAAACAUCUGCUAAGUAACAAGAUAAAAAACGAACAACAGCAGCAACAAGGGAAAGAUGACGAUGUACAGAUACAGAACGAACCUUCUUUUUCUCAAAAAGCCAUAGCACAAACCCUUACAACGACUGCAAAUUUAGCUAAUCUCCUUCCAACAGGAACUAUUUUAGUUUUUCAACUUCUUACACCAGUUUUCACAAAUAAUGGAGAUUGCGACGCGCUAACACGUUUAAUGACACAGGUACUGCUAAUUUCCAUAGCUGGUGCUUGUUUUCUUGCUUCCUUCACUGACAGUUAUAGGUCGCCUGACGGCAAACUUUAUUACGGUUUCGCAACCUUCAAAGGAAUCUGGUUCUUUGACUGCUAUCCGGAAACGGAUUCUUCCAAUCUUCCUGAGGUAAGCAAAUACAAGUUAAGGUUCAUAGAUGGAGUUCACGCAGUUCUAUCAGUUUUGGUGUUCAUGGCAGUGGCGUUAAGAGACAAAAAUGUCGUCAAUUGCUUCUACCCUCUGCCUGAGCAUGGAACACAACAAAUCUUGAACAUCAUCCCUACCGCGGUUGGGGUAAUCUGCAGUUCGUUGUUUGUAGUUUUUCCUACAAGAAGGCAUGGGAUCGGCUAUCCUGUUAGCUCAUCACACUGACUGAAUUUCCCAAGUAACGCGCUAUAACAAACAACAAGAGACCUUGCUAUCAGCCGGUUCAAUGAUGCGGAAGUUGUGGAAGACUUGAAAGAUGUACAGAUUUGGGUUUUCAGGCUUGAAAAUGUCAUAAAAACUUCUAGUACAAAUGUUUGAAUUUUUAGUUGUCUUGAUGGAACCAAAACAGGACUUAAUUUGGUUGCAAGCUAUCAGAACUGAAAUUGUUUUCUUCAAUAUUGUCAUUUAUUUGUCUAUAAGCAUGGACGCAUUUUACACAUGUGAUUCUCUUUAUGUCAGCUGUGCUAAACUCAAGCUAGUUGACAUUUGUGAAUAAAUAAAAAUUAGUUUUCUUC
Molecule: messenger RNA, 1251 nt
Organism: Papaver somniferum (opium poppy)
Lineage: Eukaryota; Viridiplantae; Streptophyta; Magnoliopsida; Ranunculales; Papaveraceae
Product: protein DMP3-like
Exons: 1
Coding region: 236-901 (221 amino acids)
Biological process (GO): endomembrane system organization
Source: RefSeq, a predicted model, not a curated record